GACCAGUGACGUCAACUGUCAAACCCUCUCCCACGUGUCCGGUCGAGCCCCCAAGACCCUCCUGUAUCGGGCUGCCAGGUCCCCUUUCGCCCCCCUCAGCCAACGACCUCACACCCUGAGCUUCACUCCCCUGAGACCGGGAGCCCGAAACUCAACGAGCCCGAGACCAGAACGCAAGGACCAGGACUCCCCCCUCCCCCCCAUUCAAAAGUCCUCAUUUUGACUCCACGUCGCCGGUAUCCAAAGCCAAGGUCCCCCGUAUCCUUGGGCCGCAGCCAAGAACCGAUACCUGGAGCCUCGUUCAACGCAACUCUCCCCUUCGGUUGUCGUCGGCUCGUCCGCGUUACUGGGUGUGCGCCAGUCGUGAUGCUGUCCAGGAUGCGCCGCGCUGGCACCGUGGCGAUUCGCUCCGUAAGCUCAACGGCGACCGUGGGGGGCUCAGCCCCCCGACAGCGAGCACGGGACGGGGCCCCCCACCACCUCUCGCCCACCCAGGUGAUCUCCCGGGAGGAGCAGUAUGGCGCCCACAACUACCACCCCCUCCCCGUGGCGCUCACCAAGGGAAAGGGCGUGUUUGUGUGGGACGUGGAGGGGAACCGCUACUUUGACUUCCUGAGCGCGUACAGCGCCGUCAACCAGGGCCACUGCCACCCGCGCAUCGUGGCGGCGCUCACGGAGCAGGCCCAGCGCCUCACGCUCACCUCCCGUGCCUUCUACAACGACGUGCUCGGGGAGUACGCGCAGCUCAUCACCUCGCUCUUCGGAUACAACAAAGUGCUGCCCAUGAACACCGGCGUGGAGGCCGGUGAGACCGCGUGUAAGCUCGCGCGUAAGUGGGCAUACACGGUGAAGGGCGUGCGUCAGUACGAGGCCAAGAUUAUCUUUGCCGAGGGCAACUUCUGGGGUCGCACCCUGGCGGCCAUCUCAAGCUCCAUGGACCCCUCGAGCUACGAGGGGUUCGGCCCCUUCAUGCCGGGGUUCCAACUCGUCCCCUACAACGACAUCAAAGCCCUCGAGGUUGCGCUCCAGGACCCCACGGUGGCAGCGUUCAUGGUGGAGCCGAUCCAGGGGGAGGCGGGAGUCAUCGUCCCCCAGGAGGGAUACUUGCGGCGUGUGCGGCAGCUCUGCACGCAGUACAACGUUCUGUUCAUUGCGGACGAGGUGCAGACUGGGCUGGCGCGCACCGGUCACCGCUUGGCGUGCGACUACGAGGCAGUGCGGCCAGACCUGGUGUUGCUUGGCAAGGCCCUCUCCGGGGGCCUUUAUCCGGUAUCGGCCGUGCUGUGCGAUGACGAGGUGAUGCUCACAAUCCGCCCCGGAGAGCACGGAUCCACGUAUGGGGGGAACCCCCUCGCGUGCCGCGUCGCCAUGGCAGCACUUGAGGUACUGGAGGAGGAGGGCCUGGCAGAGAACGCCCGUAUUAUGGGCGAGCUUCUCCGCUCAGAGCUGCGGAAGCUGCCAAGCUCGGUGGUGAGCAACGUGCGGGGGAAGGGCCUCCUCAACGCCAUCGUCAUCCACCCAACAGAAGAUUACGACGCGUGGCAGCUGUGCCUGCGUAUGCGCGACCGGGGUCUGCUGGCCAAGCCGACGCACGGAGACAUCAUCCGGUUUGCACCACCGCUCAUCAUCACUCACGACCAGAUGGAGGAGUGCAUAGAUAUCAUUCGCAGCGCCGUGCUCUCGCUGUGAGCAUUGCUCGCUCGCAUUCUCAUCACAACGCUCCCCCCCCCCUCCCCUUGUCUUGCGUAGUUUUGGUCGAAAUGGAAUAACGUGGUCCUCUUUACAAACUUGUGGUUUAUUUAGUUCUCAAGCGCGGGCGCUGACGCGCGAGGGCAUUCACUUGGCACUUAGUGGAGGGCAGUGCGGAGAGGGCAGCACUUCCAUCAAACACAUGGGCCCCCCACCAGCCUGAAGAAUAAGGUGGGGGCAGGAGCUGCCCUAUGAGGGGGGGCCCUGUCUCCCUGGGUGGUGGGGACGAACCCCAGUAUUAAUGGCGUGUACGCACCUGUGUAUAUGUGUGUAAGUGCGAGUCAAUAAACACUCCGCUGCUUGCGC
Molecule: messenger RNA, 2055 nt
Organism: Petromyzon marinus (sea lamprey)
Lineage: Eukaryota; Metazoa; Chordata; Hyperoartia; Petromyzontiformes; Petromyzontidae
Gene: OAT
Product: ornithine aminotransferase
Cellular component (GO): cytoplasm
Molecular function (GO): identical protein binding; pyridoxal phosphate binding; L-ornithine transaminase activity
Source: RefSeq, a predicted model, not a curated record